AUAUAUAUUGAUAGGUUCUGAAUCUUUCUGACCUAUCCUACGAACUGUAUUGCACUAGCCAAAGGAAAAAAGCUGCAACUCUUCUGCUACAAAAAGGAACACCCCAUUUCUCUUCGUUCUGUCCCCCCUAACCGCUAGCCCCACUCCCUACCCCUUCCCCAACACACAUUUCAAACCCCAGAGCAAGAAAAGCCCCCAUUUCCUUUCUUUUGGAUUCCAAAAGGGGAAGAAAAAAAUAAAGUUGUUUGAUUCUUCUGAGGGGCAAAAAAAAAACAAAAAACAGAGCAAAAAGAUGAGUGGUGAAAAAGAUGGUUUAGGUUUGAGUCUCAGCUUAGGAAUCAUGAGUUGCCCUAAAAACAAUCUCAAAACUCCUCCGUUACCUUUGAAUCUCUUGCCCUUCAUGCCCCAUCAUCAAAUUUCAUCAGGGAGAAAAGAUGAGGAAGGAGAAAGGAUAAGAAGGGAGAUAGAUAUGAAUGAACCAGCGAGGAUGAUUUUGGAGUGUGAUGAUGAUGAAGAAGAAGAUCAAAUGAUAAUGGUUUCAUCACCUAACAGCACUGUUUCGAGUGUGAGUGGGAAGAGGAGUCAUGAAAGAGAAGAGAACGAAGGGGAGAGGGCCACCAGCUCGUUGGAGGAUGACGGCGGAGAUGCGGCGGCAAGGAAGAAACUCCGGCUGUCAAAGGAGCAAGCUGCGGUUCUUGAAGAGACAUUCAAGGAGUAUAACACUCUUAAUCCGAAGCAAAAAUUGGUUCUGGCGAAACAGCUGAAUCUGAGGCCAAGACAAGUGGAGGUGUGGUUUCAGAACAGGAGGGCAAGGACCAAGUUGAAGCAAACAGAGGUUGAGUGUGAAUACUUGAAGCGUUGUUGCGAAAAUCUGACGGAGGAAAACAGACGUUUGCAGAAAGAAGUUAGUGAGCUUAGAGCAUUGAAGCUUUCUCCACAAUUGUACAUGAAUAUGAGCCCUCCUACCACCCUCACCAUGUGCCCUCAAUGCGAGCGUGUAGCUGUAUCAUCCUCUUCAUCCUCCGCCGUGUCUUCUUCAGUAACCGGAGCUAGUGCCUCUCGCUCACACCACCACCUGGUAGGCGCUCUCCACCAAGCUCCAGUGCCCCUCAACAAACCAUGGGCUGCAAUAUUUGCCCCUAAAACACUCUAACGCAAUUUUACUCUUGUUUUGAGGGUGAAGAAGUAAUUUUGGACAAGAUUGUUGGAACUCCUUUUUUUGGAGCCAAACAGAUAGACAAAAGGGUAGUGAAAAGUGGUCCCAAGAUAGUAGAGUAGGGAAGUGUUUAUAGAGUAAGAUGAUGAAUGAGAUGAUUACAAGAGAAUCUGAGUUAGUUUUAUUUUUGUUUGGGUUCUCUCUUUAGUUGGUGAAUGAUUUAAUGUUCCAAAAGUAGGAUGUGAUGUGUUGGGUUUGAGAGGAACAGUUGUUGAAUUUGUUCAUUUCAUUUGUGUAGGAAAAUGCUCUACUUAAAUGGGGAAGACAUAAUUGUGUUGA
Messenger RNA from Solanum dulcamara, 1495 nucleotides. Its product is annotated as homeobox-leucine zipper protein HAT3-like. Gene Ontology annotation, biological process: regulation of DNA-templated transcription. Bases 293 to 1153 code for a protein of 286 amino acids. Lineage: Eukaryota; Viridiplantae; Streptophyta; Magnoliopsida; Solanales; Solanaceae. Gene Ontology annotation, molecular function: sequence-specific DNA binding; DNA-binding transcription factor activity, RNA polymerase II-specific. Gene Ontology annotation, cellular component: nucleus. The record is from RefSeq and is a predicted model, not a curated record. The transcript is spliced from 4 exons.